GUGCUUGGUGGCGCGUUUCUCAGGGCUGCUGUUGCCACCACUGCCGGGGCAGGGGGGCGGCAGGACGGCUGCAGGGCGCGGUGAAAGGGCCGAGGCAAGCGGCCGGAGGGGCAGGAGGUUCGCGGGCGCGUUCGGCAACCGGUGUUCUUGCGGCCGCAGCGGUGGCUGCGUGCUGUUUAUUGCAGGCGUCGGCAUGCGCAGGGGGUUCAGUUACAGACGGGCGACUGAACCGCCGGGAACCGACAGCGGUGCUGCUCAUUGCUCGCUGCUGGGCUUUGGCCGUGGCUGCCGCGUCCUGCGCAUGCGACUGAGGGCCGGUGGCGCAGCAGCUCGCGAAGCCUAGUGCAGGCGUCACGGCCGUCUGACCGGCUGCUGGAGCAAGCGUCUAGCAUUCAACGAAAGUGAGAUAUUUGUGAUGGAAAUGACGGCAGCCCGUCGGAUGAUGACCUGACAAUUGUUUGACGGUCGCACUGAUUGGAUUUGCUGUUGGCGGCACUAUCGUCGGCAGCAUCAGCAGCAUUGAACCGGCACCGGUGCACGGCUGUUGCUUGGCUUGUUGAUGGAAUUGGCAGACACAACCUGUGAUAGCCGCGAGUCUGCGAGGCCGAUCAAUGAAGCUUUGCUCAGAUUGCUGGUUGCCAGAAUGCAAUGGUUCGGCACACACGCAUCUCCCAAGAAGGUUAUGCGGAUCCUGGGAAUGACGAAUGCAGGGCUGUGCUCUUGGGCGUGCAGGUGGGCUUAAGAGUCAUGCAGAUGGGACACAAGUGAGAAACAGUUGGGAGUUGGAGAUGGAUGGGAAUUGCAGAUGGAUGAUGGAUGGGUGGAUUGACCACGUGAGCAGCACGACCAGACGCACUGUAUCCAUGGACACCGAGGUGAGCCCAAAACGGAUGGGGGCGUGGCGUGUGUGUGUGUGUGUGUGUGUGUACGGUUGUACGAAUGCAGUACGUGUGUCCGGAACUUGUGCGCCCGCAUUCCGGCAAGUAUGAGUUACGGAGAUGGGAGCUGUACGGCAGAACGCUGUGUGGAUCGCUUCCGACUUUAUGGAAGCGCCGGCGCCGUCUCUGCUAGCUUCCGCUCCCACGCCAGCAAUGGUUACGAUGGAUCAUGGACGGAUUGAUGCCAAAAAUGCGGUCACGUUGCCACGUGCUUAUUUUAGACGACCUGUAUCUUUUUGAGAAUCCAUCGCGAACCGUGAAGGAAACAGCUGGACGUUGCGAGACUGACGCAGGAGGUUUCACGGCGUGCAUGUUGUUGCAGAGGACUCACAGCGAAAGGCGGCGGCCGCCGGCAUGCGAAGAGAGGCGCAGCAGCGUCUAAGGAAGUCAUGUUCGCAUUCCACAAGCCAGUUCUGAGAUGUGAUGAAGCAUUGGCUGGUCAUUGACAAAGUUAGUUUCGAGCUUCCCGGCAUACAGAGCGACCGGUGAUGAUGGCUGCGGUGAUGCAAAAUUUUGGCAAUUUGGCAUCUGCAAUGCCACCUGCAACUGGAGCACGCAAGCUGGGUUCACGCAUGUAGGCGCGACUCCAGGUCUUUCUUAGCAAUAUGUGGUGUAGGCUUGAGGCAGGGAACCCGCACAGAGCGAGUUUGUACCGGUGGCUGCGUGUGUGGGUGUGGGUGUGUGGGAUUAUGGCGGUGCGGCCGCGUGGGGGCCGUGGCACUUGGUGUCGGUGUGCGCGCGUGGCCACGUCGGCUGGGGGGAUGAGGGUCGGCGGAUUGUAAGGCGGUGGUCCGGAGGGCCUCGGCUGCAGCAGGCCCCUUGGCAAGAGGUGGCGGUGGCCGUCCUGGGGAUGGUGGGCAAUGUCCGGCUCCCCGCCCCAGACGACGACUGUGUUCGGGGGCCGUGGGCCGCAGACUCCCUCUGAAGGUGGCAUGCACACCGGCACGGGUAACUGGGUGUGAGUCAUUUCCCAAAACCACCACCAGUGGAUGCCGGGCGCAUUGGCGCACUGCCUUGGGUCGUGGGGAACUUGGAUGAAAGAACCAGAAGGGGAGAGGGUAAGGUUGUGCGGGGGUGUCUCAAGUUUCAGUGUGUUUCUUUGUGUGUUUGUGCACGCACGUCCGCUCGUCGGAAGGCGGCUUGCGAGGCUUGCUGGGGUAUGCUUUUGCCCGAGGUCGGCAGGGGGAUUGCCGCAGCAUGGGCUGAUGUGGGCGUCAUGGGCAGCGAUUAGCUUUGGCGUGGGGUUGUGUGGGGUUGUGUGGGCGCCACGUCAGGCGAGACGCGCGGCCCCGGGGUAGGAAGCCGGUAAGGAUGGCAGCAAGGGGGCGGCGCCCAGGCGCGGAUGGAAAGUGAUUUGUGGAAUUUGCGAAGAGCGAGAGGGCUUUGCUGACGAACGGAUUCCUAUUCAACCUCCAGCACAACUAUUGCAUAUCGAUUUCUUUGCUGCUGUCAGUGUGGCGGUGUAAGCGGGGAUUUGGGCCUCGGAACCCUAAGCUGGACCGGGCGUGGUGCCUUUCGCCUCUGCUAGAUAUGGGUCACGGUAUGCAUGCUAGUAUGCUACUACUAGCUUUUAAAGCGAAAUAAGUACGGCAUUGGGGAAAGCCGGUCGCAUUGCUUCAAUUAACAACGGGUUAUGCUUUUUGCGUGUUAUCUGUACGUGGUUAGCCAGGGACCGGGAGGCAGGAACUGCUACCGCGGAGGUUGAGGCAAAGGCAACUAACUUGCCAUUGUUUGUUUGUGAUGCGGCCUUCAGGCGGUCAGGCGAUGAUGCAUUGGCGGGCGGGUGGCGAGUCGCACGGUCGCUCCUUCACACAAUUCGGCGCUGUAGGACACUGUGCGAGGCAUGCUCCAACGUGGGGGCUGUGCAGCAUUGAACGACACGCCACGCCGCGCCGCCAAUAAAGCAACAGGGAGGCGCAGAGACGGAGAGAUAUUAGCGCUCUCGACCACAACGCGGGCAGCUCACCAAGUGUGCGGUGGGCAUGGCAUCUGCGUGGGUGGCGGAGUUUGGCAAUGUCCUCUAUAGUUUCCAAAGGAGAUUUGAUUGUUGGGCUGCGGCACUGUCGUAAAACUCGGCUGCAAUAGUUGUGAUGGUACGCUUAGGGCGGCGGAGGCGGCGGACAUCAAAGCAUUAGUGGGCAUGGAUGUGGGCCUGAAGAGACGGGUGGGAUCGCGGAGGAGACACACAGAGGGCCCGGGCAUUGGGUGGGGCGGAGCAUUUGUAGCAGCGCAACACAUUGCUUCGGCGUGUGGGGACGCCGCGUUGGCGAGAGCCACGGAUGUCCCUAAUGCACCAUGGGGGCAUGUCGCACCCGUGGAGGGCACUGUGGCAGCACUGGUGGGUCGAGCACAGGGCGCUGCGGGGCGUGGCGUGGGCAUGCCAGUCACAAAGUGUUUGGGGGGCUGCGGCAGAGAUGGCAGACGACAUGCACUUGGUGUCGUAUUGACCCGACACCGCAUAUCGCGCCUGUAACGGCCUGGUGGCUUCG
Molecule: messenger RNA, 3427 nt
Organism: Chlamydomonas reinhardtii
Lineage: Eukaryota; Viridiplantae; Chlorophyta; Chlorophyceae; Chlamydomonadales; Chlamydomonadaceae
Exons: 1
Coding region: 560-742 (60 amino acids)
Source: RefSeq, a predicted model, not a curated record